Molecule: messenger RNA, 404 nt
Organism: Protobothrops mucrosquamatus (brown spotted pit viper)
Lineage: Eukaryota; Metazoa; Chordata; Lepidosauria; Squamata; Viperidae
Gene: NCS1
Product: neuronal calcium sensor 1
Exons: 5
Coding region: 1-399 (132 amino acids)
Molecular function (GO): calcium sensitive guanylate cyclase activator activity; calcium ion binding
Source: RefSeq, a predicted model, not a curated record
AUGAGCUUCGUUGGGCUUCUGGAUAGGGAAGCGGCGGCUUCGAAACACGAUCAGAGAGUCACGGAGAAAGAGGUCCAGCAAUGGUACAAAGGCUUUAUUAAGGACUGCCCAAGUGGACAGUUGGACGCAGCCGGAUUUCAGAAAAUCUACAAGCAAUUUUUCCCGUUUGGUGACCCAACCAAGUUUGCAACGUUUGUUUUUAAUGUCUUUGAUGAAAACAAAGGUAACACGGUGGAGCUGCCAGAAGAGGAGAACACCCCGGAGAAGAGGGUGGACCGGAUUUUUGCCAUGAUGGACAAAAAUGCCGAUGGGAAAUUAACGUUGCAGGAGUUCCAGGAGGGUUCGAAAGCGGACCCUUCCAUCGUCCAGGCCCUUUCCCUUUAUGAUGGACUGGUAUAGUCCCA